UUUCCAAGUUUUUAUUUUCAUUAGUAAAGAGGUAAGUUCGAACUUCAAACUGGAAGCAAUCCAGCGAAAAAGCCAAAAGUACUAAGUCUCAUCAUCACUCACCAGUCGAUCAGGGUAAUUAUUGAAGUGAAGAGCCAAAAAUGGCAGAACUGAGCCUUGGUAUACUUAUAGAUAUUGUUGAUGAAGAAUGGAUGAGAGAUACUCUGCCUGAUGAUGAUCUUCCACUACCACCUGUAAUGGUUGCUCGAACUGAUGAUACUGAAGACUCAAAUCAGGAUACUCAACAAGUGGAUGGAAACACCUGGCAUGAUCUUGAAUUAAGUACUCAAUGAUGGUCAUGGAUGCUGGCAGGGCUUAGUAUCCUUGUAUCAAGACGUAGCUCCCAAAAGAUUUGAUGCUUUCUCUCUUAAUAUGUUGUAGAACUAUGAUGCCAAUUGGAUCAUGUAAGAAGGUUUGCGCAUUAAUUUGAUCAAAACUGUUGAGGGAUUUCUUGCUUUCAUCUUAUUCAAAUAGAGCAAAAGACAAGUUUAGUUUGUGAUUUUACACAACUAUAAUUUCUUAUGUAUUUUGUUGGUCACCUAAGGUUGUCUUAGCUGUUGAUUGUUUAGCCACAAGGCAUUGAUUUGAAGGGUAAUUUGAGUUUACAUAGCUGAGUUUCUGCAUUUGAGUAUUCAAGUUUUUAUGCUAUUG
Molecule: messenger RNA, 690 nt
Organism: Durio zibethinus
Lineage: Eukaryota; Viridiplantae; Streptophyta; Magnoliopsida; Malvales; Malvaceae
Product: anaphase-promoting complex subunit 13-like
Biological process (GO): protein K11-linked ubiquitination
Cellular component (GO): anaphase-promoting complex
Source: RefSeq, a predicted model, not a curated record